AUGCCUGGAGACGACAAGCUGGAGCAACAGAAUGCAGUUUCACUCAAAUUGCCGACCUUCUGGACAGCACAGCCCCAAGUCUGGUUUGAACAAGCAGAAGCCCAGUUUCACAUCCGCCAGAUAACUGCCGACACCACCAAGUACUACUACGUGGUCAGUGCUCUGGACCAAGACACAGCCGGGCGCAUCAUAGACUACCUUCGCCAGCCACCAGCCACGGACAAGUAUGAGGGAAUCAAGACUCUUCUCAACGAAACUUUCGGACUCAGUCGCCGUGUCAGGGCCUCCAAACUCCUGCACAUGGACGGCCUAGGUGACCGAAAACCCUCCGUCCUCAUGAACGAGAUGCUUGCCCUGAUGGAUGGACACAAGCCCUGCCUCCUUUUCGAGCAAAUCUUCCUCGAGCAGUUGCCUGAGGACAUCCGUUUACUCCUUGCUGAUGCUGACUUCACCGACCCCCGCCCGUAG
Portunus trituberculatus (swimming crab) is the source of this 468-nucleotide messenger RNA. RefSeq lists its product as uncharacterized. NCBI's taxonomy places the organism in Eukaryota, Metazoa, Arthropoda, Malacostraca, Decapoda, Portunidae. The transcript has a single exon. The record is from RefSeq and is a predicted model, not a curated record. Bases 1 to 468 code for a protein of 155 amino acids.